Molecule: messenger RNA, 4304 nt
Organism: Ictalurus furcatus (blue catfish)
Lineage: Eukaryota; Metazoa; Chordata; Actinopteri; Siluriformes; Ictaluridae
Gene: carnmt1
Product: carnosine N-methyltransferase 1
Exons: 8
Coding region: 61-1323 (420 amino acids)
Molecular function (GO): S-adenosylmethionine-dependent methyltransferase activity
Source: RefSeq, a predicted model, not a curated record
GCCGCACAUCGAUGGUCUCUGAUAUUGAUUAUAAGAGUCUGCUCUGUUGAUCCGUCUGCAAUGGCCGACAGCAGCAUGGGCACUGAAUCUGCAGACCCAAACCGAGAGGAACCCUAUCUGUACCGAGGGAGAAUCAAAUAUUCCCCGGAGGAAGACGCGAGACUGGAAAGACAACACUUCUGGAAAAUUAUCAACGCAUUUAGAUAUUACAGGACCCAUGUUGAGGAGCGGUUGAAACGGUGCGAGAGGCAGUUCCGCAGUCUUCCUCGCCGCCAUCAGCAGCUCCUCUCCGGCUUCCUGGAUAAGCUGGCUGAGAUCCGCCGCUGCAUGGAGUGUAACCACGAAGUCCUGCAGGCCAUCGUCCAGAACUGCACGCACAUGUUCGAGAACAUGGAGUAUGACGAGGAUGUAGGUGAAUCCCAAGACAACAUGAGGAGAGCCGGGCCAUGUUCCACGUUCGACAUGGACAAGCUGAAGUCCACCAUUAAGCAGUUUGUGCGGGACUGGAGUGAAGCAGGCAAAGCGGAGAGAGAUUCCUGCUACAUGCCCAUCAUUGAGGAGAUACAAAAACAGUUUCCUCCCGAAAAGUGUGACGUCUCCGAGGUGAGGGUGCUGGUUCCUGGAGCUGGUCUGGGCCGUCUAGCCUGGGAAAUCGCCUGCCUCGGUUACUCCUGCCAGGGGAAUGAGUGGAGCUUCUUCAUGCUUUUCUCCUCCAACUUCGUCCUUAACAGGUGCGAGGAGGAGAAUGCUAUGACCUUGUAUCCUUGGAUUCACCAGUUCAGCAACAACAAGAUGUCUGGAGACCAGACGAGAGCUGUGACCUUCCCGGAUAUUAACCCCCACAGUCUCCCGCCCGAUUCCGACUUCUCCAUGACUGCCGGUGAUUUCCUGGAAGUCUAUACGGAGUCGAACACGUGGGAUUGCGUCGCCACCUGCUUCUUCAUCGACACCGCCCACAACGUCCUUGAAUAUAUAGAGACCAUCUGGAAUAUUCUCAAACCUGGUGGAGUGUGGAUCAAUCUGGGGCCUCUUCUGUACCACUUCGAGAACAUGGCCAACGAACUGUCCAUCGAGCUUAGCUACGAGGAAAUGAAGGACGCCAUCUUGAAAUGCGGCUUUCAGCUUGAGGUGGAGAGAGAGUCCGUGCUCACUACGUACACGGAGAACGAGCGCUCUAUGCUCAAGUACUUGUACGACUGUGUGUUCUUCGUGGCGCGGAAACCUGCUGCGCUGCACUCCAACUCCCACUGUAAAGACAAAAAGACGGGUAACUGUAAAGACGGCGAGCUAAACAACUCUGUACAGAAAACUACAACAACGUGACCUCAAAGACCAGGGCCUUCAGACAUUUAGCCAUUUUAAUAUCUCGAAUAUUGGAUUAGACCCUGUUCCCUUUUGCACGUUUCUUUGUGUUUCAGUACCUUAAAAAAAAACACACCUUUGUCAACUUCGCCUCAGGAUGCAGGUUACUCGUGGCCACUGAUAUUACAAGAGAAUGAAGCUGAUAGCCUGGAGAGAGAGAUAUAUAUAUAUACUGCUCCCGGUCACUUAUGUCUCUUUCUGGUGUGUUUGGGAUUUGAACUUCUGAUGGGAGAUGUCCUGAUUGGCUGCUCGUUUGCUUGACCUCAUUUGAUGGGAAUUGAGAUGAGGGGAAAUGGUGAGACCAAGUCGACAAGAGUGUGUUAAACAGCAUUGGGACACCAAAACAAAAUCCAUGAAGGACAUCUGGGUACUGUAUGUAAGCAGCAAUUAUAGCAUUGAUCUAGGAUACAUUGAUCAAACCAUCUAAGUAAGACUGCUUUUUACUCAGUAAUGCUGUACUUUGUCAGUUUACCACACCUUCUUUAAGACAAUAAUGGAUAAAAAAAAUAUAUGCUUUGAAGUUUGAGUUUCAACCCAGUAAGUGUACAUCUUGGUACUGUAUAUAAAUCAGCACAUUUAGCACACAAGGCCUGGCCUUUAUACGUUACACAUCGCAGCUAACCUUACACUUUAUGUUAAAGCAACUCGCUAUUGCAGCUGAUUUCCCAGUGUGAACACUUUACUGAUAAACUAGCGUAUGAAUGCAGUGCAUUACAGGAACACACCACAAUCCACUGGCCACUGACAUUAUGCUUUAUGUGCCCUGUAUCUGUAGAUCUACCUUUCAAAAAACUUUAGCUCCAACCAUAAUGGUGCCCACCUGACCAUCUGAUCACUGCCUUAAGACGUUCUUGAUCAACUAAAAUCAACUAAAAUCAACUCUAAGGGUGCUUUAACAUUUACAGAAUUUAGUCAGUUUGAACGGAACCCUGGUACAGUUCUUUAGGCAGGUGAGAAUUGCACUAUGGUGUGGACUAAUAUACGUUAUAUGGCCAAAAGUAUGUCCACCAGACUCAUAUGUGCUUUUGAGAGCAUCCUGUUCCAGAUUUAUUCCCACCUUUGCUGUUAUAAUAAGCUCCACUCUUCUGGGAAAGCUUUCAACUAGAUUUUGGAGCGUGGCUGCGGGGACUUAUGUUCAUUCAGCCACACAAGCAUUAGUGAGGCCAGGUGCUGAUGUUGGGUGAGGAGGUCUGGGUUCCAGUUAAUCCCAAAGGUGUUCAGUGGGGUUGAGGUCAGGGCUCUGUGCAGAACACUCGAGUUCUUCUACUGCAACCUUGGCAAACCAUGUCUUUAUGGAGCUUGCAUUGUGCACGUGGGCAUUGCAUCAUGCAGGAACGGAUUUGGGCCUCGUAGUUCCAUUGAAAUGAAAUUUUAACGCUACAGCAUACAAAGACAUUCUAAAUAGUUGUGUGCUUUCAACUUUGUGGCAACAGUUUGGGGAAGAACCGUAUAUCGGUGUGAUGGUCAGUCAAACAUGUAUAUGUAUUUUGGGUGGUUUGCAGCUUUUUUUUUGUAGAUGUAAGCUGCUAAACUGAGCCAAAGGACAGAGCUGUGGUGCUGCAGAAAUUUGGUCUGAUGGUCACAAAAAAAAAAACCCAGAAUAUAAAUGUGAUACACAAAAUGUUUUAAAGUAGUUAUUGCAUAAUUAUCAAAUGAGUUAUAGAGCACCAGCUAUGUAUUCUUUGUUCUGGGGUGAUUUUUGUGAUUUGUACUUGCACUUGGUAAAGGGUUGAUGACCUUUUUCCAUUGCUGUAUUUCUGACCAAUGAAGGAAAGAUUUUUUACAUGGAUUUAUAUUUUGAGCCCUAUGUGUCAGUCAGCCAGUUACUGAACCAUAUAUCAAAUUCACUCUGAUUCACACUUAUGAGUCUUUUCAACAAACUUUUAGAUAAUUCUGUAUAAAUGGGCAGGUGGGUCGAUAUAAAUGGGCAGGCGUAUCGGUCCACACCCGAGUCUGUUCUCACUGAGGAGGAAGACGUAUCAGGGCUCCGUUGUGUAUGUGAAAGAAACCAAACUAAAAUAACACCCAUGAAAGUGUUAGAAUGCUGGUGAUGUGUUGAGAGCUUUCUUAAAAUCGUGGACGUUUAUGUGCGAACACUAAUGAGACAUGAACGUCCAUGAAACACAGCAUGAAAGCUUAAUGUAACUGUUAGAUGUCCACACAGUGCUUCAGUAUUUUAUAACCUCAGUGAUUCACUUACCGUUGAUCUGAACAAUCUCACCUAAAAUCUCAUUAUUGUGUUGAUUUAAUUAUUUUUUUUUACUGAUCUUCAGACAGGAGGGUAUUCAGAGCUGCUCCACAUUGCAAGAGGAAACUCAGCCAAAUAUGUUGUAAUUUUAGUUAUUUAUUUUUCACAUUUCUGUUAAUUUGACCACUGGAUGAUUAUUGCCUUGAGAAUAUUUUGUCUGUCUAAAUUGGAAACAGUUUACACAGAACUAAGGACAUAAGUUGUUUUAAACUUACUGUAGAAUUGUCUUUUUUUUAUUAUUAUUACAAUAAAGGCAUUUUCUUUCUUUUCCAAAAUGUGAAAUAAAUGAUUGAAUGCUGUCGUGUGAAGAUAUAUAUUAAUAAAAUGAUUAUUAUUAUUAUUAUUAUUAUUCCUAGCACAGUUGCAAAAGACUCAUCUUUAAUAAAGACAAAGCUGUUACAAGCAGGAUUUACUAUACAAUACACAAAAUGCAUACUGUAUAGAGAAAUUCUAUACCUUAUAAAACACUUUUUGUUGAAAGUUUCAAAACUUACUGUAGCCUCCAGUCGAAAUGUGGAAACUACAAGGAGCCCCAUGGAGAUGAAUUUGUUUUGGCAAGUUAUGUAUUUGUAAAUCACUACUUGCAAAUAUAUAGCGCAUAUAUUGUACAAAUAGCUAAAAUAAUAAUAAUAAUAAUAAUAAUUCAUGCCCAGCAGAAAUAUGGUCAAGUGGUCAAUAACCAGAGAUUAACGCU